ACUCUAAACCCCAAAACCCUCACCCUUGUUCGCCUUUCGCUGAAUCCCUUCUGCCUCCUGAAGGGCUGCAAUGGCGAAGGGGACUGGAAUUCUGGUGAGCUCGAAAGCAGAGCUUAAGCGGAAGCAGAAGGAGCAGAAGAAAUCCAAGUCUGGAGGUUUCGAAUCGAUGGGGCUCAGCCCCAAUGUCUUCAGAGGAAUUAAGCGUAAGGGCUACAGAGUCCCCACCCCAAUUCAGCGGAAGACCAUGCCGCUCAUCCUUUCCGGCAACGACGUCGUCGCCAUGGCUCGGACUGGCUCCGGAAAAACCGCUGCAUUUCUGCUCCCCAUGCUCGAAAAGCUCCAGCAACACGUGCCCCAGGCUGGAACUAGAGCUCUCAUACUCUCUCCCACCCGAGAUUUGGCUCUUCAGACCCUCAAGUUCACCAAAGAGCUUGGUCGCUUCACAGAUCUCCGUGUUAGCUUAUUAGUUGGUGGUGAUAGUAUGGAAAGCCAAUUUGAAGAAUUGGCACAAAGUCCAGAUAUUAUAAUUGCAACUCCUGGUCGGCUUAUGCAUCAUUUAUCAGAGGUAGAUGAUUUUUCCCUGCGCUCUGUGGAAUAUGUAGUGUUUGAUGAAGCAGAUUGUCUAUUUAGCAUGGGGUUUGCUGAGCAAUUGCACACAGUUCUCACCCAUCUAAGUGAGAAUCGCCAAACUUUGCUUUUCAGUGCAACUUUACCAAGUGCCCUUGCUGAGUUUGCCAAGGCUGGUCUUCGAGACCCUCAGCUAGUACGCCUUGAUUUGGAGACUAAGAUAAGUCCUGACUUGAAGCUAACCUUUUUCACUCUAAGACAGGAAGAGAAACAUGCUGCCAUUUUAUACCUGAUUAGAGAACUAAUUAGAUCUGAUGAGCAGACAUUAAUUUUUGUUGCCACCCAGUAUCACUUGGAGUUCCUUAGCAUUCUUUUGAGAGAUGAAGGUAUUGAGUCUUCUGUUUGUUAUGGAAAAAUGGAUCAAGAUGCCCGUAACAUCCAUAUUUCAAAGUUCAGAGCAAGAAAGACAAUGCUGCUUAUUGUUACCGAUGUCGCGGCCAGGGGAAUCGAUAUCCCAUUGCUUGAUAAUGUUAUCAACUUUGAUUUCCCUUGCAAACCUAAACUCUUUAUCCAUCGAGUUGGACGAGUUGCAAGGGCUGGUCGUACUGGUACUGCCUAUUCUUUUGUCACUCCUGAAGACAUGCCUUACUUAUUAGAUCUUCACCUCUUUCUCUCAAAACCAAUUAGGGCUGCUCCUACUGAGGAAGAGGUUUUACGGGAUAUUGAUGGAGUUAUGUCUAGAAUGGAACAAGCCACUGCAAAUGGAGAAACCAUCUAUGGGCGGUUUCCCCAAACGGCUUUAGAUCUCCUCUCAGACAGAGUUCGAGAGAUUAUUGAAUCAUCUGCUGAGCUGAUCUCUCUUCAAAAACCAUGCAAGAAUUCAUUUAGGAUAUAUUCAAAGACAAAAGCAAAACCUUCUAGGGAAUCUGUCAAAAGAGUAAAAGAUCUGCCUCGUGAAGGGUUGCAUCUGCUUUUCAAAAAUCUUUUGGGUGGUAAUGAGUUAACAGCAUUAGCCUUUUCUGAACGUCUGAAAACCUUCAGACCGAAACAAACCAUCCUGGAAGCUGAAGGUGAAGCUGCUAAGUCAAAACAUCAAGGCAGUCAGUGGGUUGAUGUGAUGAAGAUGAAAAGAGCUAUCCAUGAGGAGGUCAUAAAUAAAGUGCGCCAUCAGCGCUACAGUGGCGAUCAUGUGUCUAAGGAUGACACUGAAGAAUGCAUUUCUGCCCAAGUCAAGGAGAAACCAGUUUCUGGAUCUAAAAGAAAGGCUAAGAGCUUCAAAGAUGAUGAGUACUUCAUAAGCGCUGUACCAACAAAUCAGCAUUUUGAGGCUGGACUUUCUGUGAAAGCUAACCAAGGAUUUGAAUCCAAUAGGUUGGAUGCUGCUGUUCUAGAUUUAGUAGCUGAUGAUAAAGAAGGGCUGCAUAGACAAAAAACUACGUAUCACUGGGACAAGAGGAGCAAAAAGUACAUCAAGCUGAAUAAUGGGGAUCGUGUGACUGCUAGUGGGAAGAUAAAGACAGAGGGCGGUGCAAAGGUGAAAGCUAAUAAAACUGGGAUAUACAAAAAAUGGAAAGAACAGUCACACAAGAAAGUGUCCCUCAAAGGAACCAACAUGGAUGAUAGUAUUGGAGAAUCAACAAGUUCAGCUGGUAAAGGUGGUUUGGGAGUUAAAGGUGGCAAUAUGAAAUUCCAACGUGGAAGGAAGAAUACUAGAUCAAUACCCAAUGCCCACGUACGUUCAGAAAUUAAAGACCACGAACAAAUUCGAAAAGAGAGGGAGAAGAAGGCAAACAGAAUAGCUCAUUUGAAGAGUAAGCCCAGCAAGGGAAAAAAAUUCAAAAGAAGCAGCAACAAAGGGGGGAAGGGAAGGCGAAGUAACUGAUUUGAUGUAUAGCCUGAAUAUAGAGUAAGGCUUUAAAUUUUGUUGAUGUCUGUGUUUUUCUUGUUAAGUGUGUGUGUGUAGGGGUUCCUUUAUAACACAUCUUAUUGAAGCUUAAGAGUCCUUCAAGGGGGAGGGAUGGGCGGCACUGCUUCGUUAAGCUGCCACUAAAUGCACUGAUUAGUAUCUUACCCAAGGAUGAUUUUGAUAUUUUACAAGUGUACCCUUUUAUUCUACUUUUUCUUUUUAAUA
Messenger RNA from Ipomoea nil (Japanese morning glory), 2698 nucleotides. Its product is annotated as putative DEAD-box ATP-dependent RNA helicase 29. The record is from RefSeq and is a predicted model, not a curated record. Gene Ontology annotation, cellular component: nucleus. The transcript has 11 exons. Lineage: Eukaryota; Viridiplantae; Streptophyta; Magnoliopsida; Solanales; Convolvulaceae. Bases 71 to 2449 code for a protein of 792 amino acids. Gene Ontology annotation, molecular function: ATP binding; RNA helicase activity; RNA binding.